AUGCAACCCAUUGCAGAGGGCAACGCGUCGCAGAGUUCCCCCAAUGAUGCUUCCGGUGCUGAAGACUCGGGCCUCGGUUCCGUCAUCAUAGACGGCAAAGCCCUUAUCGGCAUCCUAAAAUCUGGCAAGAGACGCCGGCGACACAAAAAACAUCACCGCGGAUCAAUUCAGUGGGGCAUAGACUCGAAAGAGAGCAAGCAGCAGCAGAACGCCGCUGCAGCCGAAAGCCAUGCCCCGGUCAUCCCUGCAGCAGCUGGGAACCCGUCAGCGAUACAAGGACCGCCCCAAACGCUCGCCGAACAUCCGCACGCGGCAGCGGCAGCGCAGGCAACACCCGCUGCGGGUCAAGUUCUUGCGGCCUCCGGGACGCCGUCAGCGUCGGCAAUCCCGACAAGAGCAAGUGUGUCAGCUGCGCCCCAAUGGACGCCGGCUACUCUGCGAUCACCAAUUCCGCCUUCAGUUACUGCGGUGCCGGCUGCGUCGGGGCCGCAACAGGCGUUGUCCGUCGCGCCUCACGGUGCCGUCAUCAACGUCGAUCGCCCUCACGCCGAGCCCGCGGUGAGCAAGCCUCUUCCACCGGCUCCAACUGCAUCGCCUGAGGCGGUCGCCAUUGCUGCGGUGCCGCUCUACCAUGACGUCAUACCGGCACCCGAGAACGCCGCCGUCCACGUUCCGGCGCAGUCCCUUCCAACAGCGCAGGGAGUCGACGAUACGACGAAUAAUUGCUGUCCCGCGGGCAUUACGGUGGGAGCGAUGUUGCUCCUGGCUUUGGUCUUCGCAACGAUGGGUCUGCUCGCCUUUUUGAUGGUCUUCACCGACACGCUGCAGAUGGAGACGAACGCGGGCGACGAGAGUGCGAAGUUGACGCCACUCACAGACUUCAAAGCGCCCCCGACGAACGAACACCCGGACAAGCAGCUUACGAUGCCGGCGACGAUCCCGACCAUGCGUGCGACCACAGAAGGAAGCGGGAUUCGCAGGGCCGGUCGGGAAAGGACGGAGGACACAGGAGAAGCAGGAUUUCUCUCAAUUGAUGGCGAAGGACAAGAAGGAUUGUCCUCGCUUGAUCCUACGACUCCCGUGACCGAGCCGCUCACGCCGUUGUGA
Molecule: messenger RNA, 1107 nt
Organism: Dermacentor andersoni
Lineage: Eukaryota; Metazoa; Arthropoda; Arachnida; Ixodida; Ixodidae
Source: RefSeq, a predicted model, not a curated record